AUGUGGCCGGCAAAGCCUCAGACGGCAGCGACGCACGAGCCGUUCCGCAACCAUGACGAGCCAGCAUCCAUGGGCGACGACCAGUACCUCCGCGCCCGUCGACCAGGGUCUGUCGGCUCAUCUGCCGGCGGACACUCGGCAGAAUCGCAGACCGGCCUCAUUGGAGCCGGCGCACCCGUCGCCCGCCACUCCUCCCAGUCGACGAACGGCACCGCAGGAAACGGGACUGGACGAGCGGGAGCGGUAGGCGCAGGAGCGUACGACGAUGGACUCGACGACUCAUACAAGGGCGGAAUGCCCAUCGGUCUCCUCGCGGCGUUGGGUACUCCCUACGCCAAGAAGCCCAUCUACAAGUCGAAGAAGUUUCUCAUCCUCUGCCCGAUCCUCACUUUCGGCGCACUCGCCAUCGGUAUCCUCCUCCUCGUCUUCCCCAUCCUCCGCGCCGUCGCCCUUCACACCCUCUCGACCUCGGUCCUCCACAUCGACGCCUCCAACAUCACCUCCCCGACGAACAGCACCUUCACCCUCACUCUCCAAGGUCAGGUCAAGAAGGUCGGCAUCUUCCCCGCCCACCUCUACUUCCACCGCCCCGUCCGCGCAUACUGGGUCAGCCCGAAGAACACGUCGCGCGAGAUCCAGAUCGGACACUUCAACCUGGACUACAUCGGCGUCGCUGCCGGACACGGUCGCAUCAAGCAGCAGACCAAGUUCUUCAUCGACGAUGAGCCCGGCUUCACCGAGUUCGCGCAGUACCUCAUCACGCAGGACCAGUUCACCUGGCGCCUCAAGUCGACCGAGGUCCAAGCCAAGGCGUUCGGUUUCAUCCCGGCCAACCACCUCGACUUUACCAAGGACUUGACGCUUCCCGCCAUGGCCAACUUCACCAACAUCGAGAUCAAGGACUUCCAACUCCCGGGUGACGACCCUGCAGGCGGUAUUUCGCUCAGCGUUGUGACCUCGUUGACCAACCCGAGUUCCUUCGGUAUCGAGAUCGGUGUCCUGAGUGUCAGCCUCUUCUACGGUGACCUGCUUCUCGGGCCGGCGCACACGUCGGGACCGGUCAACUUGACGGCGGGCGUCAACUACGUCCACCUCGUCGGCCGCCUCCUCCCGUACGAGAACGACAACGCCGCCCUGCAGAAGCUCGGCACCCUCUUCUCGGCGUACCUCAAUGGCGACACGAUCCCCGUCCAGGCUCGCGGCUUGUCGAUCGACCUGCCCGGAGGCGAGAACAUCGCUUGGUUGACGGCCGGUAUCUCGGCGCUGACGCUCAACGUCCCGCUCAAGUCGCCGACUGGUCGCAUCGCGCCCAUCACCGGCAUCACGAUCCAGGAGCUCUCCCUCCAGUUUGACCCGUCGCAGCCGUACGCUCCGCAGGCGAACUCGUCGGCCGUCUCUGCGACGUUUGGCCUGCCCUUUGGCUUCUCGCUCAACAUCGUCCGCCUCCAGAACGACUUUGGCAUCGUCGACAACCGCACGAUCGUCGCGAGUCUCUCGACGCCGUACGGCUCGUCCAACACAACCAUCACGAGUCGCAACGCCGGCUACACCCUGGGAGACAUCACGCUUGACCUGCCAAAGGCGCCGCUCACGAUUGGCCCCGCCUACACCGACCACCUCGCCUUCGACCAGUUCACGUACGACUUGACGACGACGAACGGCUCGCGCUUCCUCCUCGUCGGCAACACGAGCGCCGUCACCGACACGCCGCUCGGACAGGUCGCCCUUACCGACAUCGGCUUCACUGUCCCCGCAGGCCUCAUCGGUCUUGAGAGCCUCAAGACGUACCCGACGAUCAUCGAGAGCGUCGACGUUCUCGGCGGCACGCCGGAUGCGAUCCUGCUCAACAUCUCCGUCGGUCUUACCAACCCGUCGAACCUCGACCUUCAAGUUGGAAACGUCACGUUCCAGCUCUUCAAUGGCGACAGCUUCCUCGGUACGACCGUCCUGCCCGACUUGCACCUCACGACGGGCUUCCAGACUCGCCCCUCCGUCGGCUACUUCCAGGCGAACAACAACCAGGGCUCGCUCGACACGCUCACCGCCUUCGUCACCGGCAACGACACCCAGCUUCAGAUCUCGGGCUUCAACGGCUCGACCGCGACCGAGUCGCUCACGCAGGCCUUCAUGGCUCUCCACCUUAACGCGACCUUGCCCGGCCUCAAGACCAAGCUGCUCAACUACGCCAACUUGACGGUCCUCCCGACGACGGGCGUCACGAACGACUUUGCCGACUCGACGGUCAGCCUCGCCAACCCGUUCACGGCACCGCUCAACAUCAAGAACAUCCAGAGCAACAUCACCUCGUUCGGCCUCUUUGUCGGUUCGAUCGUUACCGACACGAACUUUGCGUCGGCGGGACACUCGAACACGGACUCGCCCACGCUACCUUUCAACCUGAACUUGUACCCUCCCGACAUCUUCUCGCUCCUCCGCGCUCUCGCGGUCGAACAAGGGAUGGCGACGGACCAGAUCGACGGCAUCGUCAAGCUCGGCGGGUACCAGUACGUCCCGACGACGCCAAGCCCGACUUCGUCACGCCGCGUCAAGCGCAGUCAGGAGUACGACGCCUACGGCUAUCUCGACGGCCUCGACGGCUCGCCUGAGGGUCUCGCCCAGAUCGGCAACGAGACGGGCGACGCUCUCGUCUUCUCGCAGGAGAGCAAACGCAGCCUCGAGAAGCGCAACCUCUACACCGGCUUCGACCUCCCGAGCUACGUUCUCAAGGCGUUCUCUGGCCUCAAAGUCAACGUCGACCUCCUCACCACGCUCAACAUCGGCGAGUACACGACCUCGCUCAAGUACUCGCAGCCGGGUGUGGCCGCCUACACCGACUCGUCCUUGACCCUCCUCCUUCCCGUCCUCGCUCGACCCAUUGUUCAGAAGAUUGUCGACGAGGCGAGCCUCGGUGUCGACACCGUCAUGAUCACGAACCCGACGACGCCUUCCUUCCAAGCCGGCCUUGUCGGCAACAUCCGCAACUCGGGUCCCUUCGACGCCGUCAUUGCCUUCGCGGAAGGCCUCACUGUCGCCUGGAACGGCCAGCCGCUCGGUCAGAUCGCGAUGCCGAACGUCUCGCUCGUCGCCGACGUUGGCGCCGACCUCAACCUCGAGGCUGCCUUCAACGUUGCCGAUGUCGGACACCUCACCGACUUUACGGGCUACCUCCUCACCGAGCCGUCCUUCACCUGGCAGAUCUACGGCCAGAACCUCGAGGUCUCUGCGCUCGGCAUCACCGUCGGCGGGAUCUCGAUCAUGAAGGACGUCGUGCUCACCGGAAUGAACGGCUUCAAGAACCUCGUCACGAUCGAGUCGUUCGACCUCCCGUACAACGACCCCGCAGGCGGUAUCCACCUCACGCUGCAGACGCAGUUGACCAACCCGUCGUCGGUCGGUGUCGCGCUCGCCGGCAUCGGCUUCCAGAACUUCUUCGGCGCCACGAACAUCGGUCCUGCCGCGUCAAACGGCUCUUUCGCCCUCACCCCGAAGUCGACGAUCCAGCUCCCGCUCGUCGGCCGCCUCAUUCCACAGUCCGACCCGAAGGCGCUCGCCGACGUUUCGACCAUCUUCAACGGCUUCGUCCACGGCGUUCCCUCCGAACUCGUCGUCCACGGCGACAGCGCUGGCAACACGGCAAGCUGGCUCGAGACGGGCAUCAAGAACCUUGCGAUCCCGGUCAUCCUUCCCGCCGCGCAGAACUUGCAGGUCAUCAGCGGCAUCAACAUUAACUCGCUCACCCUCCAAUUCAGCCAGUCGGACCCGUGGAACCCGGGUUUCACCACGACUGACACCAUCGCCUCGUUCGGCCUGCCCUUCGCGUUCCCGGUCGACAUCACCUCGUUGGCGUCGAAGAUCUACUCGGCCGACACUGGCUCGGGCAAGCGUGCUAAGCGCGCGAACGGCGACUUUGCCCUUCUGGACAUUCCGUCGAACCCGGCCAAGACCGAUGUCGUUGCGCGCACGAUUGUUCUCGCCUUUGCGAACGUCCCCUUCGCUUCGGUUGAUAACAACCUCUUCGCUAGCUUCCUCACGCAAGUCACGGACGACGUCUCGAAGACGUUCCAGCUGCACGGCGCCGCAGACACGGUUGCCGGAACCGCCGUCGGCCCGCUCAACCUCGACGGCAUCGCCUUCUCCGUCUCCACCUCGCUUUUGGGCCUGCAAGGCUUGAACGCCCAGCCUGCGACGGUCUCGGACCUGGACAACCAGCAAAUCGGCACGGCCAACAUCAACAACCUCGUCCUCGCGCCGGGCGUCAACGUCGUCCCGACCGCAGUCCACUACGAGCCGCACGGCGGCGACGCCCAAGCUGCCGGUCAGCUCCUCCUCGAGAACUACAUCCAGGAUGUCAACAGUUCGACCAUCAUUCAGGGCACGGACAGCACGACGCCGAUCGACUCGCUCAAGCCCGCUCUCAAGACGAUCCAGCUCGGCACGAUCAUUCCGGCGUACACGCAGAACCUCAUCACGCAGGCUGCCCUCACAUUCCCGAUCGACAUCGCCACGACCAACAAGGCCAGCACCAAGGUGACGCUGCAGAACCCGUUCACCGCGCAGGUCAACCUCUUGCAGGUCCUCGCGAACGCAACCUACGGCGACAACUACCUUGGACAGGUCAACACGAAGCCGAACCCGGUCUUCAGCACGGCCGGCCACUCGACUGCCACGUCUCAGGACCUUCCGUUCACCCUGAACACCGACCCGAAAGCUCUCAUCCGUUUCCUCGAGGCUGUCGCGGCGGCAAACGGCGUCGAUCUCGGUAUCCUGGUUCCGGAGUUCAACUACGUCCUCGGCCUCGACUCGACCGCUUCCUCGGUCACAACCACCGUCAACACGCAGCCCGAGACCUGCGCUCCGACCGGGACCACCAAGCUCGUCCAGGGCCUCAUUCUCGCCGCCGUCAAGAACCUCAAGACGAACCUGACGAUCCAGUCGACGGUCAAGCUCGACGACUUCCAGACGCCGCUCGACUUCAACCAGUUCAACGUUCCGACCGUCCUCGAUGACUCGGUUCUCUACCUCACCGGCAUUCUCGGAAAGACGAUCGUCUCGCACAUCGUCGACGGCACGGCUCUCACCUUCACGACUGGCCAGGUCACGGACCUCACCAACUCGGGCUUCAAGGUCGCGCUCACCGGUAGCCUCCUCAAUGCUGGUCCUUUCGACGCCCUUAUCGAGUUCCCGCAAGGCGUCCAGGUCAUCUACAAAGGCAACCACAUCGCCGACCUCGCCUUGCCGCCCAUCUGUUCGUCGGGCGGCAGCGGUGUUCCAAACCUGCAGACGACGGCGACGCUUACGAUCACCGACAAGGGUCGCUUCACCGGCUUCGCUACGGACCUCCUGCUUAACCCUGACUUCACCUGGACGAUCACGACAAACAAGCUUCGCGUCUAUGCCCUGCAGACCAUCUUCGACAACGUCUCGCUCACGAAGGACGUCUCGUUCAAGGCGUUCGACGGUCUUCCGGGAGUCACGAUCACGCGUCCCGACUUCCCGUCCGACUCGCCUCACGGCAUUGCGCUCAAGACCGAGACGGCCAUUCCUUCGCUCUCGAAUCUCGGCGUUCAGCUUGGAACGGCGACGUUCAUCGCCAAUUUCCAGGGCGUCGAAGUCGGCCCAAUUUCGGCGAAUGACCUCACUCUUGCGCCGCUCGCUACGACCGACGCUGUUCUCACCGGCGAGGUUCUCCGCCAGACCUCAUCAAAGGGUCUCAACACGCUCGGCGUGCUCUUCUCGCAGUUCUUGCAGGGCGUCAACCAGACUCUCGACGUUACCGGUCAGGAAGUCGUCUCGCCUGCGCAGCCCGACUCGCCCGUCGACUGGCUUUCGGCCGCGUUCAAGAAGCUCACGAUCCACGUUACGCUUCCUGGCGGGCACUACGACAUUAUCCACUCGGUUACGCUCCAGGACUUGACGAUCCAGAUCACCGAUCAGUCCGAGGCAUACGCUGUGCCGACUUCGAACAACCGUACUGUCGCGAUCUACCAGAACCCGUUCGGCUUCUCGCUCACGGCGAUUGCUGCUGGCGGUGACUUCUACAUCAACUACAACGGCGUCGACACCGCGCUGCUCCCGCUUCCGGUCGCCAAGUCCGUCAGCGCCGAGACGUCGACCGGCAACAACGCAACGCUCGUGCUCGACUUCAAGAAGCAGAUUCUCACCUCGCUCAACACGGGGUCGUUCAACGACUUCUUCAACGCUGUUACGAACACGGCCGACGUCAGCUUCAACCUGCAUGGUGGAGCGAAUGUCACCGCGCAGACCAACGCCGGUAACAUUCCCAUCUCGGGCAUUCCGUUCAGCGUCGGCACAAGCUUGGCCGGCAUCCAGUCGCUCAACGCUCGCCCGACCGUCGUUUCGAACCUCGAUGUCCACCACGGCUACCCGACUUACCUGCAGAUCCUCGCCGACGCGACGCUCUUCAACCCGUCGCAGAUCACCGUCAUCACAAACGAUGUCAACUUCGGCCUCGACUUCAUGGACCAGAUCAUUGGUACUGUCGUCAUCGGGAACCUCUUGCUCAUCCCCGACACGAACGUUCUCGGUACCGAGGUCCGCUACGCCCCGACUGGCGGCGCUUCGACCGCUGCCGGCAUGGUGCUCCUGGCCAACUACAUCCAGGGCAUCACCUCGAACGUCGCUAUCGCCGGUACGCCGAACACGACGCCGUACGGCUCGCUUCAGGAGGCCCUCGGCAGCAUCAAGAUCCAGACGAGCAUCCCGCCGAUCCACCAGCUCCUCGUCACGAAGGCUUCGCUCUCGUUCCCGAUCGACAUCGCCGACACCGGUAUCGCCGAGGCCUCGUUCGACCUGUCGAACCCCUUCACCGCGUCGAUCAACCUGCAGGCCCUCGUUGCGAACGCCACCUACGACACUUUCUACCUCGGCCAGAUCAACCAGCAGCCGCUCAACCCGGAGAUCAGCGCGCCGGGCCACAAGAACAUCACGUCGCGCAAGGUUCCGUUCCAGCUGACGGACGACCCGAAGUUCCUCAUCAACUUCCUCAUCGCCGUCGCCAAGGCCAACGGCGUCGACCUCGGCAUCCUCCUGCCUGAGUUCCAGUACGUCCUCAGCGAGGCGUCGACGGCGACGUCGGUCACGAGCAAGGUCAACACUGGUAAGGAGACUUGCACGCCGACUGGCACGACCAAGGAAGUGCAGAACAUCAUUCUCGCGGCGGUCAAGAACCUCAAGACCGACCUCGGCAUCCAGUCCACGGUUGCGCUCGACGAUUUCGUCACGCCCCUCAACUUUGCGCAGAACGGUGUUCCGACAGUGCUCGACGACUCGGUGCUCUACUUGACCGGUCUUCUCGGACGGACGAUCGUCUCGCACAUCGUCGACCAGGCGGAGCUCACCUUCAGCGGCGGAAAUGUCACCGACAUCACCGACAACGGCUUCAAGGUCGCGCUCACCGGUAGCCUCCUCAACGCUGGUCCCUUCGACGCGCUUAUCGAGUUCCCCGACGGCGUCGACGUCCUCUUCCAGGGCAACAAGAUCGCCAACAUCAAGCUUCCGCCCAUCUGUUCAGCUGGCGGCUCGGGCGUUCCCGACUACAAGACGACCGGUACCCUCACAAUUACCGACCAGGGCGGCUUUACCAGCUUCGCCAGCUAUCUCCUCAACAACCCGAGCUUCACCUGGGUCAUUACGUCGAACACGGUGCAGGUCUACGCCCUGCAGACGAUCUUCUCGAACGUUACCCUCACCAAGAACGUCACGUUCCAGGCGCUUAACAAGCUUCCGGGUGUCAAGCUUACGAACCCCGACUUCCCCGGCGAUGCAAGCAACGGUAUCGAGCUCACCGUCGACUCGACCAUUCCGUCGAUGUCCAACCUCGGCUUCGAGCUCGGCACGGUCAACUUCAUCUCGUCGUACCACGGCUCGGAGAUUGGUCCAGUCCAUGGCAGCGGUCUCACGCUCGCUCCUAUGGCGACGACGCCGCUCCCGCUCGAGGGUACAAUCAUCUACCGCAACGACCCGGCUGGCGUCGCCGCUCUCGGCGAGGUCUUCAGUCAGUUCUUGAUGGGCAAGGAGGUGCCGCUCGACGUCACGGGAGACUCUGUCAUCACCCCCGCGCAACCCGGCUCGCCGGUCUCCUGGCUGUCGGCAGCCUUCAAGACGCUCACGCUCAACGUCACGCUUCCGGGCAAGCAGUUCGACAUCAUUUCGGCCAUCUCGAUCAAGGACCUGAUCGUCACAGUCACACAACCGUCUGAGGCGUAUGCCGCCCUCGUCCAGAGCAACGAGACGGACGUUACCUACAAGAACCCGUACAAGUUCUCGCUUCAAGCCAUUCAGGCCGGUGGUGACUUCAUCAUCAACUACGGUGGCAGCGACGCUGGACAGCUCGAGGUUCCCGUCCAGGACGUCGUUAGCUCGCAGACCUCGACUGGCAACCCGGCGGACCUCGUUCUCGCGAUCAGGCAGCCAGGACCGCUCGUCGCCAUCAACCAGGGCACGUACAACAACUUCUUCGCGGCGAUCACGCUGCAGAGCAAUGUCGGCUUCACCCUGCACGGCGGCGCCAACGUCACCGCACGCACCAAGGCAGGGGACAUCCCGAUCAGCGGCAUCCCCUUCUCGAACAUCCAGACGACCUUCCCAGGCAUCAACGGCUUCGGCGGCAAGGCCACCAUUCCCGAGACGCCUGUCGUCAUUGGCGGAGGUUCUGGCGAUCCGUUCAACCCCUCGCCUGGCGGCGAAUUCCUCAGGAUCACGCUCUCUACGAUCCUCGACAACCCUGCGCCGCUCGUCCUCCACACGAACGACGCGUCCUUCGAGGUCAUCUACAAAGGCACGCAGGUCGGACGAGCCUACAUCAACCCGCUCGACCUGUACAAGGGCUCGAACACUCUGCCGACCGAGUUCCACUACCAGCCGGCGAACCCGGGAGACGCUACGGCCGAAGAUCUCCUCACGCAGUACCUCGAGACGAAGGGCCAGAUUCCGCUUACGAUUCAGGGAGACGGCACUUCUACGCCGUACGGCAGUCUCGUGGAGGCCUUCACGGGCGUUCACCUCGAGACGUCGUUCCCGGGUCAAGGUAUCCCGCUCGUCCACGACAUUCAGAUCUUCGUCGACUUUGUUACGGCGUUCUGCAACAACACGGCGACGUUCGACUUCAGGAUCAACGACAACUUGAAGACGUACAUCACGAUCCUCACGCUCAGCGGAACGGCGUCGCAGAACGGUGUCGUUUACGCAACGUUCGACUACACCUUCGCGAACCCGACGACGACGAACGCUGGCGAGAACCCGGGUCCGUACACCGAGCAAGUCCUCGCCAAGCUUCCGCAGGGCGCCGCCGGCAGUCUCCCGCUCCUCGUCAACAGCGCUCAAGGUGUCGACAUCGACAUCACGUCGAAGGUCUCCAUCGGUGGCUACGUGGCUCCCUCGUUCAAGUACUCGCAGAAGGCGGUUCCUUACACUGUCGUCAUCACCGCUGGUGGCUCUACUGUCCAGGGAGGCCUCCUCGGUGCACUGGUCGGCUUCUUCGGCGAGCUCGGCAGCCUAUUCACGUGUAUUGGCGGCGCCUUGUCGCCGAAGGGCCCGAUCCCAGGCUUGCUGUCGACUCUCCUCCACAUCACAGCGCCCAUCUCGUCGAUCGUCUCUGUCGUUCGUUCGGACGUCUCGAGCGUGAUCUCGGGCGUCACGAGCGUCGUCGGCAGCGUCACACCCGAGGUCGGAUCCGUCGUCUCGGGCGUUACGAGUCUCGCAGGAUCGGUCGUUCGCGACGUUACGUCGGUUCUCCCGACUCCCGCCGCGUCUGCUGUCGGUGCCGCCACAAGCGUCGCCGGUGCUGCCGCAGGUGCCGCAACGAGUGCGGCGGGAGGUCUUGUCUCGAAGGCGGCUGGAGCGGUCGGCAGCGUUGCUGGUGGCCUUGGUCUCCGCGAGCGUGACCAGCUCGCCCUCGAGGAUGUCUUCGCGCAGCCUACGCCGACCGCCGUCCCUGUUCACACAGGAGGCAACUUUGGCGCCGUCGACGAUCUCACGCCGACCUCGACCGUCGAGGCUGACGCCGCGAGCCCCACCAUCACGCCUACGCCGAUCGUCCAGACGUACACCCCGCUGCGACCCGAGGACAGUCUCGCGAUCGCCGCGUACCAGGGCGGCGUCGACCCGGCCGUGUUCUCGCGCGUGCUGAAGAAGUACGGCUACGAGCUGGGCGAGGACGUGCAGGUGUACCGCCAGAAGCGCGAGGAGCGCGAGCGCGAGGCGAAGCUCAAGAAGCGGACUGAGGAGGUCGAGAAGGCGCAGAAGAAGAAGCGGUGGGGCAGUCGGACGCACUGA
Rhodotorula toruloides NP11 is the source of this 10293-nucleotide messenger RNA. RefSeq names its product pre-rrna processing protein. Gene Ontology annotation, cellular component: fungal-type vacuole membrane. The transcript has 34 exons. The coding region runs from base 1 to 10293 and encodes 3430 amino acids. Lineage: Eukaryota; Fungi; Basidiomycota; Microbotryomycetes; Sporidiobolales; Sporidiobolaceae. The record is from RefSeq and is a predicted model, not a curated record.